This is a messenger RNA of Plodia interpunctella (Indianmeal moth), 6380 nucleotides long. Its product is annotated as mucin-2-like. NCBI's taxonomy places the organism in Eukaryota, Metazoa, Arthropoda, Insecta, Lepidoptera, Pyralidae. The transcript has 2 exons. The record is from RefSeq and is a predicted model, not a curated record. Bases 11 to 4786 code for a protein of 1591 amino acids.
CGUACACAAAAUGUGUCGAUUAUUUUUUACAAAUAUAUUCACGAUUUUUUUGUUUCAAAUAGUUGUAUCUAACUAUGGCAACAAAAAUGAAAGUGGCAAUAUGUGCAGAGAUUUAAAAUCAAUAAUCAACAGUGAUAAUGAUUUCUCAAGAAUUAAUCAUUACAAGUGUGUUCAAUCUAACAUUUUGACGCUAAAAAUAGGAGUGCUAAAAGCAAACUUACUGGUCCAUUUAAGAGACGAGAGUGAUAUAAUAGCACUUUUUCUGUAUAGUAUUAAUAAUAAACAUGUCUUGGAAAGAAGAAUUUUGACAAAGAAUGUUGGACUAAUAAAUGGACCAAAUUCUAUUCAACUUGAUAUAAAUUUAACAGAGAACGACGAUGGUUACGUUUUAAUAUUCUCUACAUGCAAUGUUUCUAUAAAAUCCCUCAAAAUAAUGUGCAGGUUAAAUGAAAUGGGAAAUAAUAGAAACAAAGCUACCAAAAGGCAUAAACGAAGUACAGGAGAAAUUUCAAACAACUUACUUAACAUUUUAAGACAACAUAAGCUUAUCCGUUCAGCCGAAAGAAACAUUGAAACAUUUAUUAAUGACGACGAUAAACAAGCAAGAAUCCAUCAUGAAACCAGAAAUAAAAAAAAGGUAGAACUCAGAUUGAAGGGUAUAGGUAGCUCGGCGAAUUCAACAACAACAGAACAAAUCAUUUUCAUAGAUUCACUUACAGAAAUAGCAAACACCGAAACUACAACAGACUCAAGCACUAUUGACCCAAUCACUACUGACCCAAGCACUACUGACCCAAGCACUACUGACCCAAGCACUACUGACCCAAGCACUACUGACCCAAGCACUACUGACCCAAGCACUAUUGACCCAAGCAAUACUGACCCAAGCACUAUUGAUCCAAGCACUACUGACCCAAGCACUACUGACCCAAGCACCACUGACCCAAGCACUAUUGACCCAAGCACUACCGACCCAAGCACUACCGACCCGAGCACAACUGACCCAAGCACUACUGACCCAAGCACUACUGACCCAAGAACUACUGACCCAAGCACUACUGACCCAAGCACUAUUGACCCAAGCACUACCGACCCAAGCACUACUGACACGAGCACAACUGACCCAAGCACAACUGACCCGAGCACAACUGACCCAAGCACUACUGACCCAAGCACUAUCGACCUAAGCACUACCGACCCAAGCACUACCGACCCAAGCAAUACUGACCCAAGCACUAUUGACCCAAGCACUACUGACCCAAGCACUACUGACCCAAGCACCACUGACCCAAGCACAACUGACCCAAGCACUACUGACCCAAGCACUACUGACCCAAGCACUACCGACCCUAGCACUACUGACCCAAGCACUACUGACCCAAGCACUACCAACCCAAGCACUACCGAUCCAAGCACUACCGACCCUAGCACUACUGACCCAAGCACUACUGACCCAAGCACUACUGACCCAAGCACUACUGACCCAAGCACUACAGACUCAAGCACUACCGACCCUAGCACUACUGACCCGAGCAUAACUGACCCGAGCACAACUGACCCAAGCACUACUGACCCAAGUACUACAGACUCAAGCACUACGAAUCCAAGCACUACUGACCCGAGCACUACUGACCCUAGCACUACCGACCCAAGCACUACUGACCCAAGCACUACUGACCCAAGCACUACUGACCCAAGUCCCACUGACCCAAGCACUACAGACCCGAGCACAACUGACCCGAGCACUACUGACCCUAGCACUACCGACCCGAGCACUACUGACCCAAGCACUACUGACCCGAGCACUACUGACCCAAGCACUACCAACCCAAGCACUACCGAUCCAAGCACUACCGACCCUAGCACUACUGACCCAAGCACUACUGACCCAAGUACUACUGACCCAAGCACUACUGACCCAAGCACUACCGACCCUAGCACUACUGACCCAAGCACUACUGACCCAAGCACUACCAACCCAAGCACUACCGAUCCAAGCACUACCGACCCUAGCACUACUGACCCAAGCACUACUGACCCAAGCACUACUGACCCAAGCACUACUGACCCAAGCACUACUGACCCAAGCACUACAGACUCAAGCACUACCGACCCAAGCACUACUGACCCAAGCACUACUGACCCAAGCACUACUGACCCAAGCACUACUGACCCAAGCACUACUGACCCAAGCACUACUGACCCAAGUCCUACUGACCCAAGCACUACAGACCCGAGCACAACUGACCCGAGCACUACUGACCCUAGCACUACCGACCCGAGCACUACUGACCCAAGCACUACUGACCCAAGCACUACCGACCCAAGCACUACUGACCCGAGCACUACUGACCCGAGCACUACUGACCCAAGCACUACUGACCCAAGCACUACUGACCCAAGUCCUACUGACCCAAGCACUACAGACCCGAGCACAACUGACCCGAGCACUACUGACCCGAGCACUACCGACCCGAGCACUACUGACCCAAGCACUACUGACCCAAGCACUACUGACCCAAGCACUACCAACCCAAGCACUACCGAUCCAAGCACUACCGACCCUAGCACUACUGACCCAAGCACUACUGACCCAAGUACUACUGACCCAAGCACUACUGACCCAAGCACUACUGACCCAAGCACUACUGACCCAAGCACUACUGACCCAAGCACUACUGACCCAAGCACUACUGACCCAAGCACUACUGACCCAAGCACUACUGACCCAAGCACUACUGACCCAAGUCCUACUGACCCAAGCACUACAGACUCAAGCACUACUGACCCAAGCACUACUGACCCAAGCACUACUGACCCAAGCACUACCGACCCUAGCACUACUGACCCAAGCACUACCGACCCAAGCACUACCGACCCAAGCACUACCGACCCAAGCACUACUGACCCAAGCACUACUGACCCAAGCACUACUGACCCAAGCACUACUGACCCAAGCAUUACCGACCCUAGCACUACCGACCCAAGCACUACUGACCCAAGCACUACCAACCCAAGCACUACCGAUCCAAGCACUACCGACCCUAGCACUACUGACCCAAGCACUACAGACUCAAGCACUACUGACCCAAGCACUACGAAUUCAAGCACUACGAAUUCAAGCACUACUGACCCCAGCACUACCGACCCAAGCACUACUGAUCCAAGCACUACUGACCCAAACACUACUGACCCAAGCACUACUGACCCAAGCACUACUGACCCGAGCACAACUGACCCAAGCACUACUGACCCAAGCACUACUGACCCAAGCACUACUGACCCAAGCACUACUGACCCGAGCACUACUGACCCAAGCACUACUGACCCAAGCAUUACCGACCCUAGCACUACCGACCCAAGCACUACUGACCCAAGCACUACCAACCCAAGCACUACCGAUCCAAGCACUACCGACCCUAGCACUACUGACCCAAGCACUACAGACUCAAGCACUACUGACCCAAGCACUACGAAUUCAAGCACUACUGACCCCAGCACUACCGACCCAAGCACUACUGAUCCAAGCACUACUGACCCAAGCACUACUGACCCAAGCACUACUGACCCAAGCACUACUGACCCAAGCACUACUGACCCAAGCACUACUGACCCAAGCACUACUGACCCGAGCACAACUGACCCAAGCACUACUGACUCAAGCACUACGAAUCCAAGCACUACUGACCCAAGCACUACUGACCCAAGCACUACUGACCCAAGCACUACUGACCCAAGCACUAUUGACCCAAGCACUACUGACCCAAGCACUAUUGACCCAAGCACUACCGACCCAAGCACUACCGACCCGAGCACAACUGACCCGAGCACAACUGACCCGAGCACUACUGACCCGAGCACUACUGACCCAAGUACUACUCACCCAAGCACUACUGACCCAAGCACUACUGACCCAAGCACUACUGACCCAAGCACUAUUGACCCAAGCACUACCGACCCAAGCACUACUGACCCGAGCACAACUGACCCGAGCACAACUGACCCGAGCACUACUGACCCAAGUACUACUGACCCAAGUACUACUGACUCAAGCACUACGAAUCCAAGCACUACUGACCCGAGCACUACCGACCCAAGCACUACUGACCCAAGCACUACUGACCCAAGCACUACUGACCCAAGCACUACUGACCCAAGCACUACUGACCCAAGCACUACUGACUCAAGCACUACGAAUCCAAGCACUACUGACCCAAGCACUACUGACCCAAGCACUACUGACCCAAGCACUAUUGACCCAAGCACUACUGACCCAAGCACUAUUGACCCAAGCACUACCGACCCAAGCACUACUGACCCGAGCACAACUGACCCGAGCACAAUUGACCCGAGCACUACUGACCCGAGCACUACUGACUCAAGCACUACUCACUUUUCCUCAGAAACUACUACAUUAAACCCUGCCACAGACGAAUCCUCAACAACAGAAUUCACAACAAUUGAUCCUUAUAUCACAACAACUGAAAGUACACAAGAAACAAUAAGUCCUACCACAGAUGAUACUACAACAGAAGGUACAACGACUGAAUUAAUACCAGAACCAACUGAGCCAACAAAUGUACAGUUUUGGCUUAUAGUAAGCGCAGUCAGUGUUGUAUCUAUAGCUGUAGUGGGUAUUCUGAUAUUUUCUAUUUACAAAAUGAUUAGAAGACAAAAAGUCUGGCAAAUGUCUCCUUUGCAACGAUCCUCUUAUAUGUCAGAUUUUGAGGGACAAGCUACUUUAAUGGUUCUUCCUACAUUAAGAAACUUGGAAGAUGGUUUUUGAGUGGAAAUAUUUACUGAAGGCAACGUUAUGUUUGUCAUGCAAAUUGAUCAAAAAGCGACAAAAACUUUAGGCUUAUUAGAACAUCAGCAGAGUUUCGCAAUCUCAAAAUGUAUUGAUACAAAAUUAGCGCAGCCACCUUGAAUAUGACUCUUGGGUACGGAACCCACAGUAUGAGGUAUACGAGUACCGCGAUGUAGCAUGAUUUAGAGCAUCGAUAAAAUGUAUACUACUGUCUUCCUUUCUUGUUUGUAGUAAAUAUAGAAAGAUUUACCGUUGUUAAUAUUUAAAUUAUUGUAUUAUCACUAUUGUAAUUUGAUUUUUGUGUUCUAGCAACCUGAAGUGUGAGCAAAAUAAUAUUUAAAAUGACAAAUGUGAUAAUCAAAAUAGGUAACAAUUCUUAUUAUAUAUAUUUAUUGUUACCUUACAUUAAUAAUUAUGUUUUCUUAUUAUAUAUAUUUAAACAAUUAUUAAUGCUACUGAAAAACUAUUUGACACAUAUUAGAUACAUUUUUUAUCUAAUGUAUUGAACUCAUCGACUAGUGUAAUCAGGGGGGGGGGGGGCUACUACGAAACAUAAAACACGUAGCGUCAUCGCGUCUACACGUUUGAAAGAAAUAAAGAAAAAAAAAUCUAAACAAAAAAGUUUAUUUUAUACGAUGCGUAGAUGAUAUAGGAGAGAGAGACAGCAUGUAAAAUUCCCAUGCUGUCUCCCUUUCCUAUAUCGUAACUAUAUAUGUAACUAAUAUAUAGUUACGAUAUAGGGAAGGGAAGGAAAGGUUCUAAAGGGUAAAUCUCACAAUUUAUACUUUAGAACCUUUUAAAUAAUGUUCAAAGUCAACCAUUGGUAUUUUCAUGUUUUUAAUUGAUGUUUAUUUUAUCAAUACAAUGCAUUCAGAUAAGUGAAUAAGGUAUGUAGUAAGAAUGUGUCACAUUUUGAGUAGGCACCAAAAAAUUUAAGUAACAACACAUAAAUUUUAUUUAUUUAAUUCAAUUUGUUUUGUCUUCUUUGUUGUUUGUAUACAUUUCCUGAAUCACUUUAAUAAUCAUUGAUGUAUAUAGCUUAAGUUGUCAUGUCAUUAGGUACGUUAAGGAUUUUAAAGUUUGAGUUAUUUAAAAUCACGUAGACAAGAACUUAUCACUUAAUUUAUUAGCAUUAUUAUAUAAGUAUAUUUAGGCUAAGUGAAUAAUUGGUAAUGUAAAUAUAAAUCUAUAUUUUAUAAAACGCAAAGGUGACUGUGACUGAUCUAUCAACGCACAGCUCAAAUUACUGGACCGAUCGGGCUGAAAUUUGGUAUGCAAAUAUCUAUCUAUAUGAUGUAGGUAUCCGCUAAGAAAGGAUUUUGGUAAAUUCUACCCCCAAGGGGAUAAUAAAUGUAAAACCAAUUCAAUUUAAAAAAAAAUCAAAUGUAAAACUUCAUUGCUGUUAUGACUACGUUGUACUUAUUGUUAAUAAAUAUUGUUAAUAAAUAAACCAAUGUUAUUGACCCCUCAAAUCGCGCACGGCCCAUUCUGACUGCGAUCCUAUUAUUGUUAAAUUGUUUUUAUUAUCUCCGGGAUCGAAGGAUUAUUGAAGUAAGUAGUUAAUGUAUUAUGA